Molecule: messenger RNA, 495 nt
Organism: Rotaria sp. Silwood1
Lineage: Eukaryota; Metazoa; Rotifera; Eurotatoria; Philodinida; Philodinidae
Source: the annotation of a GenBank genome assembly
AUGUCAACAUCCGUAACUGAGUCAAGUUGGAGUAUUAAGAUCGUCAAUGAAAAUGAUCUAGUUGAUUUAUUACCUUUAAUGCAAGCUUAUUGUAAAUUUUAUAAUGAAACUGAACAAAUUCCUAUAAUCAAUGACGAUGCUCUUAUGUCUUUAUCUCGUGCACUUAUAGCUAAUCCAACUCAUGAAGGUAUUCAACUUAUUGUUCGUGAUUGUAAAGAACAAGCACCUGUUGGUUUUGCAACUAUAUUCUGGAGUUGGUCUACAUUACAAGGUGGUCGUAUUGCAAUUAUGAAUGAUCUUUAUGUUUAUGAACAAUAUCGUGGUCAAGGUGUUGCUGAUAUUCUUAUAAAGGAAUGUGCACGAUACGCACGUGAACAUGGUGCUGUAUGUCUAACAUGGGAAACUUCAAUAGAUAAUAAACGUGCUCAAGCUGUAUAUAAUAAAAGUGGAGCAGUGAAAAGUCAUCGAUGGCUACAUUAUACGCUUGCUUUGUAA